This is a messenger RNA of Chelonoidis abingdonii (Abingdon island giant tortoise), 2243 nucleotides long. NCBI's taxonomy places the organism in Eukaryota, Metazoa, Chordata, Testudines, Testudinidae. The record is from RefSeq and is a predicted model, not a curated record.
CCCGCCCCCCGGGGCCCGGACCUGGUGCGGUGGGACGUUCACAGCGGCGGAACUUCCCGUUCUCAGCGGCUCGUUGGGAAACUCCCGGCGCCCGGGCCUGGUCUGGCUGCGGGCGGGACUCCCGGGUCGGUGCUGGGACAAACCCGGGAGAUCGCGUCUGUCCCCCGCGGCGGCGGUCUCACUUUGUGUGAUUGAAAGAGAAGGGAUUUCUGAGACGAUGGAGCCCCUGUCACAGAGGUUCCACCACCCAGGACCACAACUGAGCUGUGACCUCAGAGAAAAGCUGCAGUAUUCACGGCAACUAGAUCUUCCUGCACCUUAUUUGUUUGUUCCUUAUGCUAAGGAGAAUGAAGGAGACCAGGAUAUAGUGGCCUUGCUCUGUAGGUUUGGCUUUAUGAUGCCAGUGACGUUUGAGGAGGUGGCCGUGUACUUCUCUGAAGAUGAAUGGGCUCUUUUGGAUGAAAAGCAGAAGGAGCUCUACAGAGAUGUCAUGCAGGAGAAUUAUGAGACUCACCUCUCGUUGGCAGGAUUUCCGAUCGCUAAACCAGAUGUGCUGUCCCAGAUGGAGCGAGGGGAAGAGCCAUGGUUCCCGGAUCUCCAGCGCUCUGAGGAAAGGGAGAAUGCAAGAGGCACUAGCACUGGUGCCGGGACAGAGGAGGAGAAUUCCCAGCAGAAAGGGCCUGCGGGAACGGAGUCUCCCGGGAGGUCCCAGAGCCCUGCGUGGGGCGACACCGGUUGGGUGGGACAGCAGCAGGGAGACCCCGUGGGGGAGAUACCCGAAGGAGCAGAGGACCGCGAGCUGCUUCCCAAACACCUCAAGGGGCAGAAAUCUGCCAUCUGCCCUGACUGUGGGAAGAGCUUCGGGAACAGCUCGCACCUGGCCCGCCACCGCCGCACGCACACGGGGGAAAAGCCCUACACCUGCCCUGAGUGCGGCAAGAGCUACCGGCAGGACUCGCACCUGGCCCAGCACCGGCGCUCCCACACCGGCGAGCGCCCCUACAAGUGCACCGAGUGCGGCAAAGCCUUCUCGCAGAGCUCCAACCUCAUCAUCCACCAGCGCACGCAUACCGGCGAGCGCCCCUACACCUGCGGGGAGUGCGGGCGCAGCUUCGGGCACAGCUCGGACCUGGCGCAGCACCGGCGGGUGCACACGGGGGAAAAGCCCUUCCCCUGCCCACAAUGCGGCAAGCGUUUCGCCCAGAGCUCCAAAGUGACCCAGCACCAGCGCUUCCACACCGGCGAGCGCCCCUUCGGCUGCCCAGACUGUGGCAAGGCCUUCCGGCUGAGCGCCGACCUGCUGCGGCACCGGCGCACCCACACCGGCGAGAAGCCCUACGGCUGCGCCGAGUGCGGCAAGCGCUUUGUGGAGAGCUCCCACCUCAUCCGGCACCAGCGGACCCACAUGGGCGAGCGCCCCUACCGCUGCCCACAGUGCGGCAAGGGCUUCAACCAGAGCUCCAACCUGCUGCAGCACCAGCGCACCCACCGGGGCGAGCGCCCCUACAUCUGCAGCGACUGCGGCAAGGCCUUUGGCGUCAGCUCGGCGCUGCUACAGCACCGGCGCACCCACACCGGUGAGCGGCCCUACCGGUGCCCCCAGUGCAGCAAGAGCUUCAGCGUCUCCUCCACCUACAACAUCCACCGGCGCACCCACACUGGCCUCAAGCCCUACGCCUGCACUGACUGUGGCAAGGCCUUCAGCCGCAGCUCUGCCCUGCUCCAGCACCAGAGCACCCACACUGGGGAGCGGCCCUACCGCUGCAGCCACUGUGGGAAGGGCUUCGGGCAGAAGGCAGCCAUGGCCCAGCACCAGAGAACUCACCUGGGCCAGGAGCUGACUGGAGUGAUCCCACUGAGGGACUGGGGUGUGGCCCAGCUCGGACAGAGCCAGGGGGAGGAGGAGGAGGAGGGUGAUGAGGCAGGAAGCAAGGAGAGCACUGGGCUGGGGUGACUGGGACCAGGGCACCGGGAAGGGAAUAUGUGCCUGGUGGGGCAAUGAAGGGAAAAGUGGAAGCUGCAGUGGACGCUGAGGGGAUUGGUAGUAGAAGGAUCACUGUGACGGCUUGAGGCAGCCUGAUUCAAGCUCCAGGGUGGAAGGGGAGGGGAGUACAUGUCUGGGGGGAACGGGUGGCAGGGUACAGGAAGGUCCAUACGUGUCUGGGGGAAACAGGAAGGGUGGUACAUGUCUGAGGGGAUGGGAAGGGUGAUAUGUGUCUGGGGGGAACAUAAGAAUGGCCAUA